CUCACGUCCAGAAAUUCAACCACAGAUACCCAACGCUACCCUAAUGAGUCCCUGUCUAUGACAUUUAUUGAUUUUUAAAAUAUUCUCAAGUCUCACUGAGAUGAUACAUAUUCCACUCUAUCGACUGAGAGUUUUCGAUUCCGACCACCAGAUACCCAAGGGGACUUCUAUCAUAUAAUACAGGUUGCCGCGCUUGUGGAGGAGAAAGGGACAGCUAACCGUCCAGCCGCUAAAACGGCAUUAAUAAAUCUGAAUCGCCUCUUCCCCGCUCUCCGCCUCCCGACUGCGCAAAAAGUUCCCCAAGCCAUGACAGCUCGGAAUGGUCUGCUGGGGAAGGCCCCUAGAGAAACCAACGGAAAGGCAGGAGAGAGGAUAACUAGAGUCUUUCCCGUGCACAGCUUGAAUUUUUCAAUCCAGGACACGACGAAGACGCUGGUCGAAAAGUGGACAGCAGAAAAUGAGCGAGGGAAUCCGGAGGCCAAAGUUUUGCUUGAGGCGGCAGAAGCACUGCGCACGAGCGAUAUACCAGUGGCGUUCCCUACAGAAACUGUUUACGGGUUAGGCGCAGAUGCGACCCGGAGCGCUGCCGUUCAGGGCAUCUACAAAGCAAAGCAGAGACCGUCGGACAAUCCCCUCAUCGUCCAUGUGAGCUCAAGAGAACAAUUACGUCUCCUUCUAUCGCCAUCGGAUAGUUUGCGUGAUGGCAAAUCCGACUCGGGAACGAAGCGAUCUCAACAAGGAGGAGAAACGAAUCUCAUUCCCCUAAUAUACGAGCCUCUGAUAAGUAGAUUCUGGCCUGGCCCGUUGACCAUCAUCCUACCGAACCCAACACCUUCCCCACUCGCACCAGAGGUCACAUCUACGCUUCCUACAUUUGGUGUUCGAAUGCCAUCUUCUCCACUUGCGCGGCUCCUCAUAUAUCUCGCCGAUAGGCCGCUUGCCGCUCCGUCCGCAAAUGCGUCAACCAAGCCAUCCCCCACCACCGCUCAACAUGUAUAUACCGAUCUACAAGGGCGUAUUGAUAUGAUCUUAGACGGAGGACCCUCUGGCGUUGGGGUGGAAAGCACUGUGGUUGACGGGCUACUAUAUCCACCCGCCGUACUCCGGCCGGGAGGAAUUGGUAUUGAAGAGAUACGUGCCUGUCCCGGUUGGGAGGAAGUUCGAAUUGGGUAUAAAGAUGGCGCAUUGCAGGGUAAAGAGGUCCCGCGCGCUCCCGGGAUGAAAUAUAAACAUUAUUCACCAAAGGCCAAGGUUGUUCUAUUUGAAGCAGGUCGAGACCUUGAAGCUGUUAAAAGCAGGCUGCUCAGGGAUCUAGUAGGGCUUACUUGCCAUAAGGGACAGAACGGGGAUAAAGCCAAGCCUGACAUUCCUCGUGUGGGGAUUGUCAGGACCAAGUGCUGGAAGAAGGGAUUGGGCAUCCGGGGUAAUGAUUGUAGUGUCAGCAUUGGCGCAGCUGGUUCCGAAACACCGAGUAUUUCCAAUACCCCAACGAAUCCAUUCAAUUCCUCUUCACACGUAACUGGCUACCAAUCAACUUGCCUUCGACUCCUCCCGUCUAUAGAGCUCAACUUAGGCACUCCAAUCGAGCUAUUCGAUAUCUAUAUCGGCCCAGACACAGAUUCUAUUGCACGGGGUUUAUUUUCUGCCCUACGCGGUUUAGAUGAGAAGAAUGUUUCCAUCAUAUAUGUUGAGGGCAUUUCGGAUACUGAAGGCGAUCUCGCAGCUGCGAUUAUGAACCGGCUGCGAAAAGCGGCUGAGGAGGAGAUUCGAGGAUGAAAUUGGGCAAAUAUUUUUCAUCAUCCCCGUCUUAUCUCCUCUUGGUAUUCUUUCCUCCACGUUGAUAGACAACAAAUACAUAGAUUUUUGGUUACAGUUUUGCACCUCUAACAACGUAGUUCAUGAUCAUGUGCAGUGCAAGCAUCCAUACACGUUAUCAUGCUGAUUUAAGUUAGACCACGCCCUUCGUAUCUUUCAUAUUUGGAUUCAAAUGAUAAUUUGCCCCUUGGUAUAUACUGGAGUAUUAUACACAUAGAUAUUUCCAUCUCUCGACGUAGCCAAACAUUCCCAUUCUUACUAUUUACCUCCUUUACCCUUCCCACCCUUCCCACUCUUCCCACCCUUCCCUCCACCCUUCCCCUUCCCGACCUUAUCGCCGCCACCGCUACCACCAGAAACAAUCUUGACCUUGCCUACAGGGAGAGUAUUCAUAAUUUCAGCUUCUCUCCACCCCUUAAUAAGCUCCAACUCCAUCUGGACCAACUGCUUAAGCCCAUGAGUGGCCCCAUCACCUCCUUCACUCUCCUCCCCAUCCAACCGUUCGUUGUUCGCAUCUACUUCAACCACCUCGACCUCACUCUCAUCUUUCCAUUUCCGUCUCCCUUUCCCUUUUUCCAAAGCAUUCACAGCCGCAGUCGCAUCAACAACCCACUUCCCACAAAUUUCCUUGACAGCCUUUCCCUUCUUGAGAG
Messenger RNA from Blastomyces dermatitidis ER-3, 2468 nucleotides. RefSeq names its product tRNA threonylcarbamoyladenosine biosynthesis protein. Gene Ontology annotation, molecular function: tRNA binding; double-stranded RNA binding; nucleotidyltransferase activity. Gene Ontology annotation, cellular component: cytoplasm. Gene Ontology annotation, biological process: regulation of translational fidelity. The coding region runs from base 307 to 1776 and encodes 489 amino acids. The transcript is spliced from 2 exons. The record is from RefSeq and is a predicted model, not a curated record. Lineage: Eukaryota; Fungi; Ascomycota; Eurotiomycetes; Onygenales; Ajellomycetaceae.